Molecule: messenger RNA, 1038 nt
Organism: Nematolebias whitei (Rio pearlfish)
Lineage: Eukaryota; Metazoa; Chordata; Actinopteri; Cyprinodontiformes; Rivulidae
Product: galanin receptor type 1-like
Exons: 1
Coding region: 1-1038 (345 amino acids)
Biological process (GO): immune response; G protein-coupled receptor signaling pathway
Cellular component (GO): membrane
Molecular function (GO): G protein-coupled receptor activity
Source: RefSeq, a predicted model, not a curated record
AUGGAGACUCUGAGACAGCAAAUAAACGUCAGUGACCCUGACAAUAUGAACAAUAGGCAUGAGGCUUUGAUUAAAGCCUUGGUGCCCAUUCUGGAUGGGCUGAUUCUGGUGACUGGACUUGUGGGGCAAACUCUGGUCAUGACUAUUCUUACUGGCAGGAGGAGGAAAGAAAGUCAACCACCUCAUGGUACAGACACUCUGCUGCUGGCUCUGAGUGCUGCAGACCUGCUGCUGCUACUCUGCCUGCCCUUUCAUACCUCUGCCAUCACUCUGGGCUUAUGGCCUUUUGGGGACUUCCUGUGCAAAGCCAUCAGUUUCUUGAGUGUUGCCUGUUCAGCUGCCUCUGUGUUUACCCUGGCAGCAUUAGCAGUAACACGGUACCUUACAGUAGUGCACCCCACCUGGACAUACCGGUCAAGUAUGCAUAGAAGAAUUAAACUGACAGUUGCCCUGCUCUGGAUACCCGCCUCGGCGUUAGCAGCACCACAGUUUGCUUUCCGCACAAUUUCUUUUUCCAGCACAGUUUAUUGCUUUGCCUUCCUGUCCGACUUCAGCCGGCUGGUCUAUAGCAUUGCCCUUUUUUUCUUUGGCUUUGCUCUACCAUUAGGCAUCAUUGUACUGAUGUACGCUAAAAUCUAUUGCUUUCUUAGACAUGCACGUCGGAUAGGUAACGCCCCGCAACUGGAACGUUAUCAGCGCCAAGUCACUCACACUUCAGCUCUCCUGGUCCUAGUCUUUACUCUGCUUUGGCUGCCCUCUUAUAUCCUCAUGUUCUCCAUUAUUGGAGGAAGUGUAGCAGACUCACCAGGCUACAACACUUUUGCUCUUCUGGCCAGACUCUUGUCCUCCUCAGUAGCAGUGGUAAACCCUGUGCUGUACGGCUUCAUGUCUCAUAAGUUUAGGCGGGACUUAAUAAAUUUAGGAAGAGAACAGUGGACAUUGUGCAAAAGCAAUUUGAUUGGUUGUCCAUGUGUAACAAGAAGAGACACAGUACAGCCCUUUGAGCUGGACACAACCUCAGAAAGAAGUAAGAACUGA